Molecule: messenger RNA, 1262 nt
Organism: Pangasianodon hypophthalmus (striped catfish)
Lineage: Eukaryota; Metazoa; Chordata; Actinopteri; Siluriformes; Pangasiidae
Gene: tnnt2b
Product: troponin T type 2b (cardiac)
Exons: 13
Coding region: 166-903 (245 amino acids)
Biological process (GO): regulation of muscle contraction; sarcomere organization; cardiac muscle contraction
Cellular component (GO): troponin complex
Molecular function (GO): troponin I binding; tropomyosin binding; troponin C binding
Source: RefSeq, a predicted model, not a curated record
UGUGCACUCAUACUACAGAGUGUUUUACUAACUAUGUAAAGCCCUAAAGUUAGUCAUGUGAUACAAGGACAGUUUAUAAACCAGUUCAGAUUGAAUCAGGGGGUAUUGUAACCUUUAAAGGAUCCCCCAGACCUACAGAACACAAAGGCAGGUCUUAGUCCAAAAAUGUCAGAUACAGAAGAAGUUGCAUAUGAGGAGAAUGAGGGUGUGACCACGGAACAUGGAGAAGAAGAAGAGGCAAAACCAAAGCCAAAAGCUUUUCUGCCACCCAUGGUCCCUCCCAAAAUACCUGAUGGGGAGAAAGUUGACUUUGAUGAUAUCCACCGUAAGCGCAUGGAGAAGGACCUGACAGAGCUCCAGUCCUUAAUUGAGGCACACUUCGAGAGCCGCAAAAAAGAAGAGGAGGAAUUAAUCGCUCUGUCCAGUAGAAUGGAAAAACGACGGACAGAAAGAGCAGAGCAGCAGAGAAUCCGUGCAGAAAAAGAGAGAGAGCGUCAGAACAAGCUGGCGGAAGAAAAGGCACGGAAAGAGGAGGAAGAGGCAAAGAAAAAAGCUGAAGAUGAUGCCAAGAAAAAGAAGGUUCUGACAAGUUUACAGUUCAGCGGAUACAUGCAGAGGACAGACAAGCGGGGAGGACAGAGGAAACAAACAGAGAGAGAGAAGAAGAGAAAAAUUCUUAGUGAGCGGCGUAAAGAGCUCAACGUUGAAGAUCUGAAUGCUGAGAAGCUCAGAGAGAAAGCCAACGAACUUUGGAAAUGGAUGUACCAACUUGAGGCAGAGAAAUUUGAACUGCAAUACAAAUAUAUACAUCAGAAAUAUGAGAUCACUGUUCUGAGAAACAGGGUCAGCGACCACCAGAAAAAUACCAAAGGGCCCAGGAGCAAGAGAGGUUUGAGAAAAUAGAAGACCAUCACCGGUGAAAUGUUUUAGUGUCAGUGUGGCAAACAUAACCUUCAUCCAUGACCUUCUUGAGAACAAACACGGUGGUGACAUGGCACAAUUGUGAUUAAAAAAAAUUAAGGAAACUGCAUAUGACUACAUUUGAUUCUAAGCAAUGUAUAUUCUUAGUAAAGGUAAUCUGGAUUUUUUUAAAUUUAGUAAUAAGUUCACAGAAGAGAAAUUUAUCUAAAUCUGAAUGACUUGAGCAGCUUUCUGAUUGUAAGAACGUCACUAGUUUGUCCAAUGUGACCGUAUUCACAUUAGUAACUACACAUCCAUAACCACAGUUGCACAUUGUAAACCAAUAAAUCAUGAUGAAAGUU